Messenger RNA from Daldinia loculata, 1815 nucleotides. RefSeq lists its product as uncharacterized. The record is from RefSeq and is a predicted model, not a curated record. NCBI's taxonomy places the organism in Eukaryota, Fungi, Ascomycota, Sordariomycetes, Xylariales, Hypoxylaceae. Gene Ontology annotation, molecular function: oxidoreductase activity. The transcript has a single exon. The coding region runs from base 74 to 1069 and encodes 331 amino acids.
AUAGAAUUUUUAAAGUAAUAUAUUUAAUAUCUUCUUUUGGUAUAGACUCUUAGAAUUGUGAACUGUUUAGUCCAUGACAUUGCUAUCAACUACCGCGCGACGAACUUUCACACAAGCAUUGCACCAUAAUUCGAAAAUUCUAACAACCCCUAAAUUCUCACCGGUAGUCAACAUGACAACUGCUGUGUUCAAACAUAUUGAUGCAUCAGCAAUUCCGCAGGGGACAAGGCCAUGGGCCAAGGUCGAUAUCGAAGCUACUUCGUUUAAGCUAGGUGACCAUACCCGCCCAGUGAACAACAUCCGAGGGCAGGAAAGCGAGUUUACCACAGACAACUCCGGCUUUGCCGUUUACAAUGAACCGUCAAAUGAGAAGUUAUUUACAGAUGAUGCCGCUGUGCGUGGUCCAUACUAUCAGGAAAUCGAGGAUCUCCUAAGGAAGCGAAUUCCUGGUAUCAAGAAGGUGGUCAUAUUUGACCACACCAUCCGGAGACGUACACCGGAGGCUGCUCGGGCUCCGGUACAGCAGGUCCACGUCGACCAGACGCCCGCCGCGGCCGAAGCCCGUGUGCGCCGUCAUCUCCCCGCGGAUGAGGCCGAGGAGCUAUUGAAGGGCCGCUUCCAGAUCAUCAACGUGUGGCGGCCCAUCGAAAACCCAGCAAGCGAUCACCCCUUAGCCGUCAUUGACUGGCGCUCGACGAAGCCAGAUGAUUUCAUCCCGGUGGACCUGCUCUAUCCUAAGCGUGCAGAUUUCACAGUAGACAAGGACGACAGGGGAAAGGAAGUGCGUCCCGACGACUCGACCAGAUACUCGGCGGAAGGAUACGAGGUCAGGGGCGAAACGAUGUCAGUUGCGCCGAGCGACGCGCAUAAGUACUACUACCAGAAGGACAUGACGCCGGAUGAGGUCAUUCUAUUAAAGUGUUAUGACUCGUUCGGCGAGGGCCAACCCCAAGGGAAGGCGGGAAUUGCGGUGAGGACGCCGCAUACGGCUUUUAUCGAUCCUCAGACACCUAAGGAUGCGCCCCCGCGGCAGAGCAUAGAGGUGCGGUGCUUGGUCUUUUAUGAGUAGCGUUACUAUCUUGACUUAGCGUAGAUAUAGUUACGAGCGGCUCUUCUAUAAUACAAUAUUCCCAUAAUGGUUUUGCACAUUUUAUUUAAGACUAGCCCCUUUCGAGCUAUUUGAUGAUUUCAAGACAACUUCAUGUAAACUAGAAUACACAGUUUAACCUUUCGAGUUUGGCGUCCCUUGCGUUUACCCCUGUUCGGUAUAUCAUACCCCGAUACAUGUACUACCUUGUGCCCGAGGUCAGCUUCACUACUUCCAGGUCAACUUGACAACGUGCUUCCCACCAGCCAGCCGCUCCAGCCAUGCUUCAUCCCUCUAACAUAGAUGACGGCUUUCCGGCCGAAAUUUUGCAGCUGAUCUUUGACAAUUUGGUAAGCGAGACCAGGACUCUCGCUCGAGUCGGGCUCGUCUCCCGCUCGUGGCGAACACUCUCACUCCCCUUCUUGCUCAAGGAUGUCGAUCUCAGCAGUCACAACAACGGCCGGCUUCCUGAGUACGAGACACCGUCUUUCCCUCUUCUUCGUGGAGUCGUCAUGGCCGACUACUCGGACGAGUACCGCCCUCGCAGCCUGGUCCCACGCCAACGUGCCUUCCUUCGCCUCAUAACGGACCGCCCCGAGCUCGCCAUGCAUGUCAAAGCCUUUACUUGGACUCUCGUGUGGAAAGACUUUGAUGAGAACGGCCUGGCGGACAUGGACUUGCGGACCUGGGACGUUUUUAGUCGCUUGCAGAAUGUCGCCCGGCUGGAC